AUGAAGAGCUACCUCGCACUACUCGCUUUCUCCGCGGUUGGGUUGUGUGCCCAUGGCGACGCAGCGAGCAAAGAGAUGGGCCCGGCUGCCUUCCUGUGGCCACCCGAUCGUCUCUGGGGUGCAGCGUAUGACAACAACGCCCCAUGCGGCUCAUCAACAGGACCCGUGAACCGAACGAACUUCCCACUUAUCAACGGCAAGCUCGCACUUGUACUCCAAGACGAGUCAUGGAAAAUGCAGGUUGCUAUCUCUCACAAGAGCAACCCAAGUACCAAUGAUGACUUUGAGCCCUUCAUUAAUGGCUCUACUCUUAGCGACAUUAAGCCGGGACACGAAUGCUACUCCGUCCCCAACCCAUCGAUCGACAUAGAAGAGGGAACGAACGCCACCUUCCAGAUCAAAUACACCUCGGAUUUUGAUACCGACAAAAACGAAACCUACUACGCGUGUGCAGACAUCACAUACGUCGCUGCGAGCAAAUUCACCUACCAGGUCCCUUGCUUCAAUGUGACAAGUGAUGAGUUCACCGAUGUGACUACUACCACGACCGCUGCAUCUGGGUCUACUGCUACUGCGGCGUCGGGCACAACGAAGAACUCGGCUACCACGAGUGAAAAAAGCUCUGGUCUUUCAGGAGGAGCUAUUGCGGGUAUUGUCGUUGGCUCUGUGGCUGGAUUGGUUAUUGGAGUUGCCUUACUCUUCUUCUAUAGAAGGCUUUUGCAGAAGUAUCGCUUCUUCCGGCAAAAGGCUUCCACCCGGAAUGUGGACUGGAAUGAUGACGCACCUCAAAAUAAAGUCGACGAUAAUGUUCCGAUUGGGCUACGCAAAAUUCGGUGA
This is a messenger RNA of Penicillium roqueforti, 837 nucleotides long. RefSeq lists its product as uncharacterized. The transcript has 3 exons. NCBI's taxonomy places the organism in Eukaryota, Fungi, Ascomycota, Eurotiomycetes, Eurotiales, Aspergillaceae. Bases 1 to 837 code for a protein of 278 amino acids. The record is from RefSeq and is a predicted model, not a curated record.